This is a messenger RNA of Drosophila suzukii, 5186 nucleotides long. It is a transcript of the gene IRSp53, whose product is annotated as Insulin receptor substrate 53 kDa. Gene Ontology annotation, molecular function: protein binding. Gene Ontology annotation, cellular component: nucleoplasm; cytosol. The record is from RefSeq and is a predicted model, not a curated record. NCBI's taxonomy places the organism in Eukaryota, Metazoa, Arthropoda, Insecta, Diptera, Drosophilidae. Gene Ontology annotation, biological process: plasma membrane organization; actin crosslink formation; positive regulation of actin filament polymerization.
GUUGAGUUUUAAGCUUCGAUGCGUUCGGUUCGCUUUUCCCGAUUCCGCGUGAUUCUGAGACCCGGUUUGGUGCAAUUUAAACUCGCAACGUCUGCGCACUUAACGACUCCAAAAAUACGACAUUCGGAGUGCUAAUUGUUCGUGUUUUUUGGCUGAAAACAUAAGUGUGGGAAUUUAAAAACCUCCUCUGAUUCAUUUUUGGAUUUACUCAUUUGGAUUUGAUCUACAAGCACUGAUUACUGCCGAACUAAAGAUCCACGAACAACUCCAUCACGUGCCGAAGCCACAAGUUGUUGAUAAGUCAGUGGGCAAACAACAAAUACGACCCGAAGACCCAAGAAACCCGUCGAGAGACCGAAACAGAAACAGAAAUAGAAACAAACAAACCCAAGACUCAAAACUCUUGGCUGGCAUUUCAUUUGCCUGGAUCGCGUUACGUGGUGCGGUUGGUGUUUCGUAUACUCGUCUGCCCGCCAAAAAGAAAGUCACGACAGAAACGAGAUUUCCAAGAUUCUGCAACGAAAGUCAAAGUUACAAGUUUACUCCAAAUUCGAGUCUUUCGGCCCGGUUCAACGUAUUGCCACUUUCGGGUCUCCGUCUCCAGUCUACAGUCUUCAGUCUUCAGUCUUUUUUCGGUGCCUCAGUCUCCCCGUGUGUGCCACUUUAGAAAGUGAAAAUCGAGUGCAGUCCGCAACUUUGUCUCAAUCUGAAUCGAAAUCCAUCGGCGGCCUUUGGGCGCUGCAGUUGAAAGUGAAUUUCUUGGGCUGCAAGUGAUUUUCGGGUUUCGGUUUUCCAUUUUCUGGCGCUCAAUUCAUCAUUAUCGAUCAGUAGCCCGGGGCUUUUGGCUACUUGAGUCCACUUCACAUCCAUCGACAGGAGGGCCCGGCGAAUAAGUGCAGCAACCAUGGAGGCCGAGGAAGUUACCAAACUCGUCGACGGCGUGUACAGGAACAUACUGGACAGAUUCAAUCCGGGUGCCAGGCAACUGAUCGCGGCGGGCAAAAGUUACCUCAAGGCGUUGCACGGUGCCGCAACCGCCUCGCGUCUAUUCAAUGAAGCAUUGGCCAAGAUUGCGAUGAACGCCCAGCAAAGCGGAACGGGCGAUAUUGGUUCGGCUUUGAUGAGCGUUGUGAAUGUCAACAAGGAGAUACAGGAGCAGCAGAUGAAUAUUCUGAAAGCCUUCUACGUGGAUCUACUGGUGCCAUUGGAGACAAAUCUGGAGAAGGACACGAAGGUGGUGCAGCAUGAGCAGAAGAAGUUCCUGCAGCAGCACAAGGUGCGAAUGGAGAGCUACCAGAAGGCGGUCUCCACGAUGAAGAAGCAGCGCAAGAAAAAGGCCACGCCCGAGAAUACCGAAAAGGAGCUAAGGAGCCUUCAAUUGCUCGAGGAUCAGAAGAAGAAGCUGGAUGUGUUCUGCGAUCAGAGCUACAAGAAUGCCAUGACACAGGAGCGCCGACGAUAUGGAUUCGUCUUGGAGCGCCAGUGCUCGAUCGCCAAGCACUGGAUGGCCUACCACACCACCGGCAAGACGGUAAUUGAUAAUAAUUUCGAAAAUUGGCAAGAGAUUGCCGCUUCUCGUGAGAUCAUUCCCCCGGCCGCCUACGAAAGUGGAUACAGCAGCAGCAACGGCCACAACAACAACAGCGGCAACAUGCGACGCCUGGAGCGGAUUAAGGACGGCGAGGAUGAUCACCUCCAGAGUCACGGGGCGCAGCUGAAGAAGUCGCGUAGCAUCGACGCUCCCUAUGGUGAUAUGCGUACCCUUCACGAGCGGGAGAAUAUUUCCGGAAUGGGCGUUACUGGGGCCUCGCACUAUGCCCAAAACUCUCUGCCACGUGCCAAAUCCGACUUCAAUCUGGCCUUAGUUGGCACUGGCCAAAGUUCAGGCAACAAACAUAAGAUCAUCGAGGAGCAGCUGGCCACUUUGGGUGACGAUCAGCGCGGCGACCAGCGUCCCCUGGUGAAGGCCCUUUAUGCCUACAUGCCCUCCGGGGAGAACCAGUUGUCCUUCGAGGAGGGCGACCGCAUCGCUCUGGUGGGCGGCAAAGCCAAGGGCUGGCAAUUCGGCGAGAAUCUGCGAACGCAGCACUUUGGCUGGUUUCCGGUGGCCUACACUAAUGCGGAAGUCGCAGAGGCGACCACUUCCGGUGGCCGGCGAUACGAGAACAUGCUGAUGGGCUACGAGCGGAAUGGAGGCGGCUCGGGUUCCGGAUCCGGGGGAGGUGGUCUGCGAAGCUAUCAGCAGCAGCAGCAGCAGGAUUACGAGGCUCAGCUGGAGCUGAUGGAGAACCAUGAGGCAACAUACAGGCGGCGAAGGAACCACAGUGCCGAGGAGUCAUCGCCCACAAGGAUGUUCGGCGACACCAUCAAGCAGCAGAAGAAGUACCGUCCCGGCUCGGGAGCCAAUCCGCGUCCGGGUCCACCACCCACACUACCGGCUCCGGUGCCAAAUGGACAGCAAAGUCAAUCCUCCAGGAUGCUGAACAGCUCGCAAAGCUUCUGCGCCUCCAACGGAGGAGUCACGGCGGCGGUGGAAAGACGCAAGCAAAAGCUGCUCAAUGGAGUCCAGAGCUCCAAGAGCCAUCCUUCGGGAAAAUCAGGAGUGGCGGCCAAGACCUCGCUGCACAGCAGCAAUGACAGUGGAUUCGCCAACGAGCCACCACCACAGCCGGAAGUAGACUAUUCUGAUGAGGAACCAGCAACACAACGAGUGCCCAUUCGACGCCGGGCGGACACCAACUCGCAUACCAACACGGUGCCCCGGGAUGUGGCCUCGUGGACGUUAAACCGGAACUUCCGGAACAGCGUUGACAGCCAGAUCGACGACAAGAGCCUCCAUAGGCUGAGCCGGCAGAGCGGCGGAGUUGGCAAGAUGCGGUACGACCUUAUAGCCUCCGAUGACGAGAUCCUGCAGGCCUCCAGUGCUGGGCUGAAGCGCACUAAGUCCUUCUGGAAAUUCGGCGGCGGACGCAGCGGCGAGGACAUCCUGGCCGGCAUGUCCCUGUGGCAACACCGCGACCUGGUGGCAGCUCCAAAUCUGGAGGAGAUGCGCGACCGGGAUGAUUUGGAGAGGCGUUCGGACGAGGAUCGCAACGGCACACUGACCAAGUCGCACAACUCCAGUUCCUCGCAGGAGAAGCGCGAUCGCAAGGACAGCCUAACUAGCACAGAACCAUAUGGGGAUGAGGAUGAGAAUAUCUACGGGGUGAGUCCACAGCAACCACCAGCACAGCAGCAACAACAGCAGCAGCAGCAACAACAGCAGCAGCAACACAGGAGCAGUUAUACUCCCAAAUCCCGGAUGAAGAUCAUGAAGACCAUUGAGAUUGACAUUGAGGAGCCCACGGAGUCGGAGCGAAUGAGCACCAUGCGACGUGGUCAGUCGCAGGAUCACCAGCAGCAGCAGCACCGGAAGUUGGACAAGCAGGCGUCCGGCUCGGGAUCCCAGCACAAAUCCCAGACCUUGAGUCGCACCAAGACCGCCCAGCAGCAGCAGUUUCCCCAGUCCACGGACGAGGGUGAAAGCGAUGAGCAUGGCACGCUGAAGCUCAGCGAUGUGAACAACUUCUUUGAUGUGGAGGGCAAGAACAACAGCCACGGGCAUGGAUUGGUUAUGAAGACGGUGAAGCGCCAGGACAUACUCAAGCAGUACUACACCAGCGAGGACGAGGAGGAGUCCGAUGCGGAGCUCAAGUCGACCAGUUCCGAUCCCUACGACUGCAUCGUGAUCAAUGACCAUCUGGUGCGCAAGGACGACAAACUGCGCCGGCAUCAUCAGCAGCAGCAGCAGCAUCAGCAAAUGGAGUUCCACACCUUCCGAUCCUCCACAUCCACGACGGCAACCAAUACGCUGAAGAAGGGCUCCUCGAAGGAGCAGGACAGCACUCUGACCCGCAAUUCGACGGCCAGUUCCAACGGAGCUCCGACGGCCACCAUCCUGCCGCGGACACGCCUCCUCAAGUCCUCCGCCUCCGCCAGCAAUAAUGUCAGCAGUGCCACCCUGGAGCGGAACUCCAAGAGUAUGGCCGGAAACAAGAGCUACGGGCCAUGGUACGACUUCUGGGAUCAGGAACAGCACGGUCAGAAGUCGGCGAGUGCGAAGCUAAAGUAGGGGAAAGGGUUAAGGAUAGGCGAGAGUACGGAAUAUAACAAGAGUUUCGCCGUCUUCUUACCGGUUAAGAAAAUGAGCAGAGAGAGAGCGGAAGGAAAGUGCAGCUGGAGAACGGAGGUGUUCGAAGUGAUCCCCGUCCCAUCCCAACCCUUUUCCAGUUUGCCCAGCCCUCCUUCCCUUGAAUUAAGCAAUAUUUACCCUGUAUAAUUAUAUAGUUUUAGUCUAAGACAAGUUCUGUUUUGUUUGUUUUAUGUACAUACCUUAUUUUAAUCGUAUAAGCUAUUUACAUUUUGUGUUUGCCCACGAUGCGCAAGACCAUUUUCGUACAUGCCAGAGGAAACUUCAUAGAACAAGGACCUCUCCAUUGAACAUUCUUCCCUUGAGUUUCGGUGCCUGCAUGCAUAUCAUUAAAUAUAUACCUUGUCUAGGAUUAAGCUUCCGCCUCAUUUCUCUCAAUUUGUUAGUCGGAGUAAUGCAAAUGUAAAUUGAUUUCUUAGCAGGCGCGGUAUUUACCGCAACUAUUCCAUAGACUAUUGACCUGUAGCGAGUCCGUAUACCCCAGCUAGCCCCACCAUCCCCCGUACUAGAUUGUAUUUCCAGCCGUAAGUAGAGGUCCCGCGGAGCAGGGAUCGCAUUCCUCAACUGGAAAAGUCCUUGAUCUUUUGCAGAGCCUCUCAGUUCGCCACGGUCAAGUUGCGACACACCAAGACCAACGACCGAUCGGCGCCGAUGAUCUAUCGGAGUGUGAACAAGUAGCAACGACAGCGGAAGGUGGAGUUUUCCCUGUGACCAGUCGGUGACCGGAUGAACCGAAAGCUCCAGCCAGACCACACCAAAUCACCCCCUCUGAUUCACACCAAACACAAAAGAACGCAAUCUAUACAAAUCACACGUUUUAUAUAGCGCAUAUACAGUUAAAGGCAUUAUCAGUUAGAUCCUCCAGUUGCCUGGAUAUUUGGUAGUCAUUAAGUCGUACUGUUUGUUAAACAUUCUGUUUGUAUGUACUUCUAUGUUAAAGUUCGAAAUGUAUAUUCAAAUACCUAAUGAUUAAUAAACCUUAUAAAGUUCACAGUUG